AUGAUGAGAUUAAAUAUAACGAGAUUGACUAAGAGAAUGAAUAUGAAACCUCCCUCAGAAAAUGAUUUUAGCACUCUACUAAUUGCAAAGAAUACUCCGAUUCGUUAGCUUUCCAUAUCAACUCGGUCUUCGAAAAACUCUUAAAUUGUUCGAAGAUUGCCUACCAAUCACAAUUAAUAGUCCUAAUAGUUAACGAGUAGAACAAUAUCAGUUCAUGAUACGCAUUUCCAUAGUGAGCCCUUGAAGGAGAAACAAAUCUCAGUCAACACCAUAUAAAAUAAGAAGAAUUCUUCAAGAAGAUUAAUUGGUCUGUAAACUCAGCCCAGUCUCAUCAUUAAACCAAAGUUUGCAGAUAUUAAAUAUGAGAUGAUUGAUAUCUAUUAAUUAAAUAUAGCCUAACCAAAAAUACUAUAUAAAGGUAAUAGAGAUACAACUCAUCUAUAAAGGAUUGCCAUCAUAGGUGAAUCAGUCUCACUUAACAGAUAGUUAAUCUAAAAAAUUAAAUCUGAAUGCAUAUUAGUCUUAUUAACUAAUAACUUAUCUUAAAUAAAUGAUUAGUAUGAUUGCAUAAUGUAACCCCCUCGCAUUCAUCCAAAUGAUGUUUUGAGUUAUUAAAGGAAUGUGAAUUAGAUUUGGAUAAAUGUGAAUCAUUUGAUACAUACAUUUAAAUAGCCAGAAUAAAUCAUCAUGAUCGAAGAAGUUGUAAAUGAAAACAAUACCUUCAGCCUUGAGGAUUUAAAAAAUAAAAUAUUGUAUGCUGGAAAUUGUAAGAUGAUUCAUCUCUUUCUUUAAAAGGCGAAACCAAAUCUCUAGAAAUUAUAUUAUGUCCUUUGUCAUAUAUUUAAGUAUGAACAAUAGGAUUUGAUAUAGUUAAAUCUUAAAAGGAUUCUGCAAGAAUGCUCUGAAAAUUGUCUCCAAAUUUAAUCUAAAUUAACAUAUCUUCAAAAGGUAGUCGAUAUAAAGAAAAAGUGUAAAUAACAAUUUAAAAAGGAACAAAUGCCCAUAGAAUCUCCAGAAGACAGAGCAGAAAAUUUGAGAGAUUGUGUAAUUGAAUACAUCAAGAGUCGUACUACGAAUAAAAUUACGGGAAUGUACUUUAUAGUUGGAGAUCAAAUUAUGAGAAACAUAUAAUUUUUUAGAAAUAGACAGGAAGAUAAAUAUUUCACAGAGAAGAAACAUUAGGAAGCACUUCAAAUAUUAUAAAACACACUUCAACCUACAAAGCAUGCUCAUAUUUGUUCAUAAUAAUAUGCAUUUUAUUUACUAUGA
Messenger RNA from Paramecium tetraurelia, 1269 nucleotides. RefSeq lists its product as uncharacterized. The record is from RefSeq and is a predicted model, not a curated record. Lineage: Eukaryota; Ciliophora; Oligohymenophorea; Peniculida; Parameciidae. The transcript has 4 exons.